Messenger RNA from Rodentolepis nana, 1853 nucleotides. NCBI's taxonomy places the organism in Eukaryota, Metazoa, Platyhelminthes, Cestoda, Cyclophyllidea, Hymenolepididae. The record is from the annotation of a GenBank genome assembly.
GUGAUCUGUUUGAUAUGUUACUGCCAAUGUUGGGUGUCUAUCAGGAGUACGUUCGAAACCACCAUUACUCCCUCCAGGUCCUGGCCGAGUACAAAAUGAAGGAGGAGUUCAACAGAACUCUCAAGAGAUGUGAGGAAAAGUCCCAAUGCGAGGGCAGAUCAAUUGAAUCCUUCCUUACCUGCCCUAUGUAUCAGAUACCACGAUAUCUUGUUACGCUUCACGAAAUUCUCGCUCACACACCGCAUGAACAUGUCGAUAGAACCAAUUUGGAGUAUGCGAAACGCAAGCUAGAGACACUUUCUCAAGUGAUUCAUGAUGAGGUGAGUGAAACGGAAAAUAUCCGCAAGAAUUUGGCAAUUGAACGCAUGAUUUCAGAUGGUUGUGACAUCCUUCUUGAUGCAAAUCAAGUUUUUGUCCGACAAGGUACUUUGGUCCAAGUGACAAUGAAUAAAACAUCGUAUCCUUGUCCUCGAAUUGGUCAACUUGGACCUUCGUCGUGUGAGAAGAAAGAACGAUUAAGACAGGCCUUUUUGUUUACAAAUCAUCUUCUGAUAGCAACUAGAACAAAUUCGGGAAGGCUAAAGUUGGCUAAGAAAAAUGGGAAAAUCCCUCUACAUGGCUGUACGCUCAUUGAAGAUAUGCCAUUCGACAUAAGUCAAGAUGAUAGCAGUCACGGCUCCCCACCUCAACAUGAGACACCAGAGGGAGGUCUGAGUCCAGUGUCAAGGACGUUGAGUAUUCACAGCUUUGGAGGUCAGGAGGACACCAUAACCACAGAAGCUCAGCAGGGGCAAUCACAACAAUCACAGCCUGCACCGCCAUCACCUCCGUGGAAUCUUGUCCCUGCCAAGUUGGCACAUGGAUCACUCAUGCUGGCUGCCUUGGCUCUUGGAACCACUGGAACUGAUAAUUCAGGCAAACCAAAGCGGGACACUCGGACUGGUUCCUUCAAUCGGAAGACCGCGACAGAACAUUCAGACGAUGAUAGUCCCACACGUGUUACCACAAUCGCAACACCCUCUUCUGCAGUUAACGCUGCUGCAAAUCAUCCACAUCAAUUGGACAACUACAAAAACUUGAUGUUCCAGAUCACUUGGCCAGGAGAUGACGAGGAAAACUGCAGCAUUUGGUUUCAAUCUAUUGAUUACCUUAAUACGUUCCUACUCACAUAUCGUAUUUUCACAACUGGUCCGACAAUUAUUGCCGUUCUCCGAUGUGUUCUCCGAGAUCCUCUCAUUCAACUGGCUUCAACUAAGAUAAAUGCGGACCUAUUCGAUUCGAUGCUGCAAGCAAAACCUGGUUGCGGUAGACGAGCGAGUCAACAACACAACGAUACCUUACCACUUCCUGGAGUAAAGGGGGGACGUCGGGUAUCCACCGGAAUGUUAGAUGCCAAACGUCAUCAAAUUUUCAUUCCAAGACGACAUCUUGCAACGGAACAUGUUCUGGAGGAAGAAGAAUGGGAAGAUUCGUCCAGUGACAAUAUGAUUGAGGGAGUUGAUCAACUGCGUUUAAGAAGUGCUUCGGAGGGAAAUAAACCAACCCUCUUUCCCGUAGAAGAGUCUACAAAGGUGACUGGGAAAGCUGGUGGAAAGAAAAUUUCGUUUGAAGGAAGUAAAAUAUCCGAAACUCCAACCAAACUCUCAUCUAAAGAAGGGAGCUCCGGUUUGUUACCAAUCGGUGAAGAGCAUCAACGCGGCAUCGCAUCGUCAGUAAAAAAAGAGGAAAAUGCAUAUGACAAAAUCUCUGCCUUCAAAGUACCUGCAAAGCCAUCACAAUCCAAGCCCAGUCCCUUGAGUAAAUAUCUAAGAGGUCAUUGUUUAAUUUUCUCAACUACCGAGGUUCCACAAUAG